This is a messenger RNA of Mesorhabditis belari, 957 nucleotides long. NCBI's taxonomy places the organism in Eukaryota, Metazoa, Nematoda, Chromadorea, Rhabditida, Rhabditidae. The record is from the annotation of a GenBank genome assembly.
AUGACCGCCUUGGGCGACUACGUGGAUUGUGAGCAAAUCGGCGAAGGAACUUAUGGAGUCGUGUUUCGGGCAGUACAUCGAAAGACCGGCACUCCUGUCGCACUCAAAAGGAUCUCUUUGGAUAGAGAUUCUGAAGGUGUACCCAGCACGUGUAUUCGAGAGAUCUCACUUCUGAAGACCCUAGCGCAUUGCAAUAUCGUAAAGCUUUACGAUGUGAUUCAAUCAGGCAUGAAACUUUAUCUGAUCUUCGAAUUCAUCGAUCGAGAUUUAAAGAAGUUACUUGAAACGAUUCCAAAUCAUCGGCUUCCUCUAGAAUACGCAAAGUCUUUCCUUUUUCAACUCCUACAAGCGCUUGCUUACUGUCACACUCGUCGGAUCAUUCAUCGGGAUUUAAAACCACAGAAUAUUCUCGUCAAUGAUAAAGGUAUAUUGAAGUUGGCGGAUUUUGGAUUGGCGAGAGCGAUUUCAAUCCCCAGCCGAAUCUACACGCAUGAAGUCGUCACGUUGUGGUAUCGCGCUCCAGAGAUUCUCCUUGGUGCUCAAUAUUAUUCGACUGGUGUUGACAUCUGGAGCUUAGCCUGCAUUUUCGCAGAGAUGAUUCGCGGAAAAAAUCUUUUCGCUGGUGACUCGGAGAUCGAUCAACUCUUCAGCAUAUUUCGUAUGUUGGGCACACCGGACACCAAGGACUUUCAACCAGUGUUCCCUAAAUGGUACUACGAGGAAAAAGCCUUUAAGGCCGAGCUUCGACCUUUGAAUGAAGAUGGAUUUGAUCUAUUGAAGUUGAUGUUUGUUUAUUCGCCCGAGAAUCGUUACACGGCCAAGGAUUGUUUACAGCACAGGUUUAUCGGAAGCGUACGCUUAGAUUUGCCGCCAGUUGUCACUCUGAUGAACACAGCGACUUCACAAAGGAAGCACAGCAAGGCGAAUGCUGUUCCAGUUUUUGACAAUGUGGUGAUG